CACAUGAGGCAAAGGACGAAGGAAAUGCAGCAGGCAGGACAAGAAGCAGAUGGAGAGGCUGUGAUGAAGGCUCAGUUUCCCGGAGGAAGCAGUGGCUCAUUGGCAACUUCUGCUGCAGGAAGGGAGGCAAUGCCAGGCACAGCCACAGGAGAUGAGGUGUCUGGAAAGGCUUCUCCAUUAGAUGGACGGCAUAAAGUUUUGAAGCCUUUGGAACCUCCUGCAGAUGUGUCUGCAGGGAGGACUUUUCUUGUUCCUUUGCUGGUUCCUUCACCGAAGCCAGGCUCUCAUCGCAGGGGUCCUCAAACAGGAAAGUACAAAUCUACAGCACAGAAGGAAGCUCAUGAGCCAUCUGAAUACAUGAGGCAAAGGACAAAGGAAAUGCAGCAGGCAGGACAAGAAGCAGAUGGAGAGGCUGUGAUGAAGGCUCAGUUUCCCGGAGGAAGCAGUGGCUCAUUGGCAACUUCUGCUGCAGGAAGGGAGGCAAUGCCAGGCACAGCCACAGGAGAUGAGCUUGCUAGGAAGAUUUCUCCAUUAGAUUGGCUGAAGAAAAUUUUGAAGCCUUUGGAGCCUCGUGCAGAUGUGUCUGCAGGGAGGACUUUUCCUGUUCCUUUGCUGGUUCCUUCACCGAAGCCAGGCUCUCAUCGCAGGGGUCCUCUGAGAGGGAAGAAAAAAGGCACAGGGGAGAAGAAAGCCCAUGAGCCAAAUAACAUCCUUAAACAAAUGGUGACAGAACUGCACAAAGGGAAUGCUGAACCUGUUGGUGAAGGUGAUCUGGCUUCCCAACCCACGUUCAGGAUUGAGCCUCUGGGACAUGGCGAGGUGAUGGAGCAAAAGGCAGGACAGAAGGAGGUGUUUCCACAAGGAAGUAGAGGCCAAUUGGCAGCCUCUGCUGCAGGAAAGGAGGAGAUGCCAGACAUGGGCACAGGCACAGGAGGUGCAGCCAGCCCCACCACACGUGUUCUGGAUUCCCAGAAGGACCCUGGAAGGAGUUUCUGUAAAGCAAUAGGCUGCUGGAUAGGAUUAAUGGCAGGGCUGCUAUUUUGGAGCUUAUUUUCAUCUUAUGCUGUGUGCAAAUUUGGACUUACUGGAAAAGGGUGA
Messenger RNA from Melozone crissalis (California towhee), 1098 nucleotides. RefSeq lists its product as uncharacterized. The transcript has 12 exons. The record is from RefSeq and is a predicted model, not a curated record. Bases 4 to 1098 code for a protein of 364 amino acids. Lineage: Eukaryota; Metazoa; Chordata; Aves; Passeriformes; Passerellidae.